AUGGCGCCCUGGAUUAUGGGAGAGAAGUUCAACACUGUCUACCCGCAUAAGGGGUCUAUCAAGGCCCUGUGGGAGACCAAGUGGAAAUUCGCUUGUGAGAAGUCGAUCUAUCCCUUCCACGACGGUUCGAUCGAGGAUUUCGAACCCAUCUUCCAAAAGUUGAUCAAGGACAACACCAACGAUGCCUACGAGGACGCCUACACCCAGGCCUUCUUCCCCAUCGCCGAAUCGCUUGAAAGCGAAGCCGCCGAUGCCCUCAAGAACAACAACCCUCAAACCGCUUCGGACCUCCUCCGCCGCGCCGCCGUCGUCUACCGCAUCUCUCGCUUCCCCUACGUAGACCCGACCAAGAACGACAUCAAGAAGGAAGCCUUCGCUCGCCAGAAGCGCGUCUAUCUGCAGGCGGCCUCCUAUUGGACCCCCAAGAUCGAGGAGAUCAUCAUCCCGCACAAGCACAAGGCGGCCGCCGACGCCGCCGACGUCCCGCUCUUCGUCCGCCUCCCCGAGCACGCCAACCCCAACGCCCCCGUGCCUGUCAUCCUGCUGAUGACCGGGCUGGACGGCUACCGGCCCGACAACAGCCAGCGCACCCACGAGAUCAUCAACCGCGGGUGGGCCGUCGUCAUCGCCGAGAUCCCCGGUACGGCCGACUCGCCGGCCGACCCCAGCGACCCCGAGUCGGCCGAUCGCCUCUGGAACACCGUCCUGGACUACAUCGCCAGCCGCGCCGAACUGGACUCCUCGCGGGUCGCCGCUUGGGGCCUGAGCGCCGGUGGGUUCUACGCCAUCCGCGCGGCGCACACCCACCGGGACCGGCUGGCGGGCUGCAUCGCCCACGGGCCGGGCUGCCACUACUUCAUGGAUAAGGAGUGGUUGACGCGCGUGGAUGACCACGAGUAUCCUUUCCUACUCACCCCAGCCUGGGCCAAGAAAUACGGCUACACCGACGUGCAGGACUUCCGCGCCAACGCCCAGAAGAAGUUCUCGCUCGUAGAGACCGGUAUCGUCGACCAACCGAGCACCCGGCUGUUGUUGCUGAAUGGCGUCGACGACGGCGUCACCCCAAUCGAAGACUGUCUCGUACUCUUCAACCACGGCAGCCCCAAGGAAGGACGAUUCUUCCCUGGUCUUCCGCACAUGGGAUACCCGCACAGUCUGCCCGUGUCGUAUAAGUGGUUGGAGGAGGUGUUGCAGUCUGCGCCUGUUAUUCAAAAGAACUAG
Messenger RNA from Aspergillus homomorphus CBS 101889, 1221 nucleotides. RefSeq names its product heptaketide hydrolyase ayg1 (gene ayg1). Lineage: Eukaryota; Fungi; Ascomycota; Eurotiomycetes; Eurotiales; Aspergillaceae. The record is from RefSeq and is a predicted model, not a curated record. Bases 1 to 1221 code for a protein of 406 amino acids. The transcript is spliced from 6 exons.